Messenger RNA from Danio rerio (zebrafish), 1488 nucleotides. NCBI's taxonomy places the organism in Eukaryota, Metazoa, Chordata, Actinopteri, Cypriniformes, Danionidae. The record is from RefSeq and is a predicted model, not a curated record.
AGAUGGGGUGGUGGGCAAAGCCAAAGGUUUUGGGCCAGUUUUGGCCCACGGGCCCAGACAUCACUAGCUCCAUUGAGUGCAUUGUGUCUGACAUUCCAUAUUUAAGAGAAGCAAUCUACACUCGCUUCUUAAAGACUGCAUCCAGAUACUAUUGGUCAUCUCUGUUACACGCUUAAAAUUAAAAGUUCCUCAUUGCCAUUGAUGGCUCCAAAAAUGACCACCUUCCGUCCUUUUCACGCCACAAAAUAUUAUGGCAUUAUUUGGUUCCUCCUGGCACCUUUAAUUUUAAGAGCAGUAUAUAUAUAUUUUCUUUUUGUAUUAAUAAUGCUAAAACAAUACAAUUUACUGCAAGAGUUAUCCUCAGAACAGGAGCGCUAAUUAGCGAGAAAGCCAAUAGGGCCAGACAAUAGGAGUUAGGGAAAAAAAGCUGCUAUGCUGGCAUUCAGACAACAGUGAGAAAAAGACAGAGGGUUGGAAAGAGAGAGAGAGUAAAGGAGAGAUGAAAGCAGCGCAGGUUUAUAUAAAGCUUAAUAGGGGUAAUUAAAUAAAGUGGGGGUCAGAAAGAGAAAGGCUGGGGUGAGCUGAUAGGGGUAAUUAUUUGUACUGAUUGAAGGUGAUUAAUUGAGGCUAGUUGUUCAGCACAUGAUGGACCCUCAUAAAAAGCAGGGUGCGUUAGGACAGAAACAGAAGGGAGAGAGAAUAACUGGCUCUCGGGACACAUUCACUCUUGACAGGACACAAUCAAAAGAGAAAGACUUGCUGUUUUUCGCUUUAUAGUCUGUGAAGUUUCCUCUUAGGGAGAAUAAUGCAGGGGUCGGGUCUUCUGCUGCUGUCUCUGUGCGCCGGCUCUUUGCUGACCCACAGUGGCGCGGGAGGGAAGCGGAGGCUGUGCGGGAUUCAGCUCGUGGAGGCGCUGCUGAUCGUCUGCGGAGAGAAGGGUCUCUUCCACCAGCCCUGGGGGAAGCGUGUUCGAGAGCACAAACUCCGUAAGUUACCAUGCAGUGGAGAGAGAGACGCGUUUGAGAAGAGGGGCAUUGUGGAGCAGUGCUGUCAUUUUUCUUGCGAUGACCUGGAGAAUUACUGUAACACAAAGAAAUCACCAGUGCUACUUCUGCAUAUACUUCACCUGAGUAAUGAUAACUAGAACCUAUUAAGUGCCGCAGGUUUGAGCCUGUUUGGAUGUGAUCAGGAGUAAAUGAGGGUUUAUUUGAAAUGUUACACAAUGGAUAUGUUUCCAAUAAAACAAAUGCAAACAUAUAUAGCUGUUUGCUUUUAUUGGCACAAACAAGUCUGCCCUUAUGAAGAUGAACUGAUUUCAUUACAAUACAACCAUAAAACCAUGGUUAUUGUACAUGUUAACCACAAAAUCAUCACAGUUUUGCUGCAGUAGCCACAGUUUAACCAUAUUUGUUAUAUAAAUAUGUUCAUACAGAUGAAAACAUGGCUACUACACUUUUGCUUUAAUAAAUGCAUGGUCAAUGAUUACAA